Messenger RNA from Annulohypoxylon truncatum, 1521 nucleotides. Its product is annotated as tryptophanyl-tRNA synthetase. Gene Ontology annotation, biological process: mitochondrial tryptophanyl-tRNA aminoacylation. The transcript is spliced from 4 exons. The coding region runs from base 151 to 1389 and encodes 412 amino acids. Lineage: Eukaryota; Fungi; Ascomycota; Sordariomycetes; Xylariales; Hypoxylaceae. Gene Ontology annotation, cellular component: mitochondrion; mitochondrial matrix. Gene Ontology annotation, molecular function: ATP binding; tryptophan-tRNA ligase activity. The record is from RefSeq and is a predicted model, not a curated record.
CCACAAGACAUCGCACUUCAUAUAGAAAAACUUGUAGAUGAAAUUAGAGCUUGAUAGACUUCCGUUCUCUCAUAGAGGAAGGAACGUCAACUCUCUAAAUUAUACAAUUACUUCAUCAUAAGCUGUUAAAAGGCUUAAGUGUCAGAGUAGAUGCGCUCAACACUUUGUGCCCGCUGUAGGCCCCUAUUUGGCCAGGCAAGGAGACAUAUUUUCCGCCCAAUUUCCCAGCAACAGAGGCGCAGUGAGUCUACUAGUAGCAGCGACGCUACCAAUGGGCAACAAGAGGUGACGCAGAAGAAAAAGAGAAAUGUCGUCUUCUCAGGGAUCCAACCCACCGGCAUACCGCACCUAGGAAACUAUCUAGGGGCACUGCGGCAGUGGAAACAGCGACAAGACGACGUAGAGGCGUCAGGGUCAGGGGAUAAGCUGCUCUUCUCGGUCGUGGAUCUUCACGCCAUCACCGUGCCACAGGAUGCCCCUGCGCUCCGCUUACAACGUCGCGAGAUGAUGGCCGCGCUGCUAGCCAUCGGACUCGACCCGGAGAAGGGGUCGACUAUUUUCUUUCAGAGCUCCGUACCCCAGCACACCGAGCUUAUGUGGAUUCUCAGCUGCACGGCUUCGAUGGGGUACUUGGGCCGGAUGACACAAUGGAAGAGCAAACUCGCGGCUCACAACCACGCAGCCGACCUCGUCGAGCUAGCCAAGACGAACCUCAAACUAGGCCUGUUCUCGUACCCCGUGCUGCAGGCGGCAGACGUGCUGGUGCACCGAGCGACCCACGUCCCCGUCGGCGAGGACCAGCGGCAGCACCUCGAGUUCGCGCGGGAGUGCGCCACCAACUUCAACCACACCUUCGCGAACAUCCUCGUCCCGCCCGAGACCGUGACCACCCCCUCACCACGCGUAAUGUCCCUAACCCACCCCACAAACAAAAUGUCCAAAUCAACCCCCAACCACCGCUCGCGAAUCCUCAUAACCUCGCCCGAGUCCGAGAUCCGCGCCCGCGUGUCCGGCGCCGUCACCGACAGCGAGCCGGGCCCCAUAACCUACGAGCCGGAGCGGCGCCCCGGCGUCGCGAACCUGUUAUCUCUGCUCUCGCAGCUCGGCCCCUCCAGCACCAGGAACCGAGGACAGCGCACCAUUACCCCGCAGGAGCUGGCGAACGAGUUCGCGGGCCUCUCGCUGAAGGACCUGAAGAGCGCGGUCGCGGACGCGGUCGUGGCCGAGCUGGCCGGUGUCAGGGAGCGGUUCGACGAGUUCCUGUACCGCAAGGGCGGGAAGUGGAUCGAUGAGAUCGAGGCCGAGGGCGCGGAGGCGGCGCGGCAGAGCGCCGAGGCGACGAUGAAGUUGGUCAGGCAUGCCGUGGGUUUGGGGUCGCGGACGAGUUAGAACUGCGUGUGUGUGGUUCGAUUUCAACGUAACUACAUACCCACCCACCUCUCUAAGUAACUUGUAAUAUAGGUAGUUAACACUAUACAGAAAUUAGACGAUGAGAGCACAUUAAACAUGGCAUAUCACGGU